GUUGAGAAGUAGAUCGCGAUUGACACGCGUAGAAUAUCGCGCUAAUUAUCGCCGCGGAGCUUGGGAGACAUGUAAAAUGUUGUGCGUACUGCCUUCGUAGUUUGAUCUACGUAAAAAAGGAUUCAAGGACAUGCCUGAGCUCGGAGAAGUCGCACACGCGGCAAAGCUACUGUCGAAGCAUUUAGCAGGCAAGCGCAUCUCCAAACUUCAACUGGAAACCGACACGAUUGUUUUCCCCUCGCAGACGCCCGAAAUUCGAUCCCAGAUCGAGAAAAGAUAUGCUACCAAGAAGAUCGUUGAUGUUGGCCGACACGGAAAGUAUUUCUGGAUCGUACUGAAUGACAGUCAGGCGGGGAGUAAGAGAGCGACUGCUAAAAAAAUGGGAUCUGCAAUAGAAGUUAUGCUGCUACAUUUAGGAAUGACAGGCUGGGUUCACAUUAGAGAUGUCAACUCCAAUUUCUUCCCAAUGGAGGCGUCAAAAGAUGGGGAAAAGCCUGAAGGCUAUGAUGAGAAAAAGAAGAAAGAAGGCUGGCCUCCAAGAUUCUCAAAGUUCUUGCUCACUGCGGAAGAUGGCCUCGAGUUUAGCUUCACUGAUCCUAGAAGAUUAGCACGUGUACGCUUUCUUGAGAUCGAUUCGGAUAUGAAAUCGUCAGAUGAGGGCGACAUCAUGAGCGCCGCCGAGGAAGCGCUCAAGAAAAUCGAGCCACUUUGUCGCUCUGGCAAGGAUUUCUCUAAACGAGACUCGAGAUUGAGUGAAGAGGAGUUUACGCAGAUUGUCAGCAAACGAAAGGUCCCCGUGAAGAGCUUGCUGUUGGAUCAAGCAGUCUGCGCGGGAAUUGGAAAUUGGAUGGCCGACGAGAUUUUGUUUCAGUCUAGAGUACAUCCUGAGCAGUACUCAAACACGAUUCCCCCAUCUACUCAGAAGCUCUUAUAUGAGAAGCUAUGUGAGAUAUCAGAAUACACCGUGACUCAUCAAAUCAACGCAUUCCCGAAAUCAUGGCUCAUGAAACAUCGCUGGAGUAAAAGAUCAAAGAAAGGCGAACGUCCAAAGACUGCGGAUGGGUACACAGUAGACUUUGUCACUGUUGGGGGACGAACUAGCUGUUUUGUGCCCGAACUGCAGAUGCUGACAUCUCCUGAAAGUGAGAUCAGCGAGGAAACUACGGAGGUUGAUGUCAAGGUUGAGACCAAGAAGCGCACAGUGACUGCGUCUUCGGAAGUGACAGAGAAGACUACAAAGAGAAGGGGUACGUCUAAGAAGAAGAUCGAGACGACGGAGGAGAUCAAUUCAGAGAUCGAGACUGCCCGACCUGUGAGGUCGACGCGUACGAGGAAAGCACGUAAAACAUAACCAGACUAUUGACUACAAGCAACAGAGUAUCUAGAAUUUCAUUUGGUUUGCCUCAGAUAUAGAUGUGAAUUGUGAAAUUUUGUUCAACACAUCGCUGGCCGAAACCAGCAAUUAUUCAGAAUUGCAGGAUUAGCAAGUUGAUCAUCACCGGCGAAUGAGAUUCUAGAUAUUUUGAUGCAGUCGUUGUUUUCUGUCACUGUGCCGUCGCCCGAGGAGCCAUGGGAAUAAUUAGAAUUGACAUUAAGCUCGUAUACAACAAUAUAGAUGGUGUGAGUUCUCAUAAAAUAGAGACCUCAUUUGCCUCACAUCAUCGUUCGCUUAUUGCUCGGCGUUAUCGCCUGAGCCUCCCAUGAAAUUCCGUGCCCUGCAGAUAAUAGUUAGCAAUCAAGCUUAUCGACAAAUCUAAAGAAAGAAGAAGGGUCUUACAAGUUGGCAAUGUUAGGAUCGU
Molecule: messenger RNA, 1799 nt
Organism: Myxozyma melibiosi
Lineage: Eukaryota; Fungi; Ascomycota; Lipomycetes; Lipomycetales; Lipomycetaceae
Product: Formamidopyrimidine-DNA glycosylase N-terminal domain-containing protein
Exons: 5
Coding region: 131-1351 (406 amino acids)
Biological process (GO): base-excision repair
Cellular component (GO): nucleus
Molecular function (GO): DNA-(apurinic or apyrimidinic site) endonuclease activity; zinc ion binding; damaged DNA binding
Source: RefSeq, a predicted model, not a curated record